GAAGCGGCCCAUCGAAUUGAAGAGAGCGGGCUUGGCGCGCCCCCUUUGUUCCGAUUCCAUAGCAAUCGCCCCUUGCUACCAGACGUGAUAGUACACACAGUAGAAGGCGGUGUUUCGUAACCUUUGUCGAGAGUUCACGUAUAGCUACUUUCGCGGCCGAGCUGCGCUGGCGGUAGGGGUAAAAAAGAAAAGCGAAAAAAAGAAGAAGAACCAGUUUCUUGACGAGAGUGGAGACGACUUCCCGUCGGCCGUUGCGGUUCUUCAAGACGUUUUGCGCGCGGCGGGGAAAAGUUGCACUUGCCGCAUCUGACACUGGCGUAUCUCUAUAUAAGCGUUAUGUUAUCUUAACGGCUGAUCGAGAGUGCAUUCUUCUUGCGGGUGCAUAUAGUAUACAGUGGACGGCAUGGCUUUGGAAGAUGCGCUACGGCGAUGUUAUCCUGUCCUGGUAACCGAAGACAGCGGGAAGCGGGAAAUAGCGGAACGUGUCGUUCGCCCCUUCGUACUCGACACCGACGCAGUGAUGAAAGUGCGGGACACGUUUCGCAGAGAGAUGGAGCUCGGCCUGCUCGCGAACCCUGAACGGCCGUCGUCGCUUCAGAUGGACGUCGCCUACAUUCCCGGACUUCCCGACGGAACGGAAAUGGGAGACGUGUUGGCUCUGGACUUGGGCGGAACCAACUUCCGAGUAUUGCACCUCCAUCUGACGCCCGGAAGUCCGGCUCGCUGCCGAGCACAGCACUACGCCGUGUCGCGUGCUGUGAGAACGGGCCCCGGAGAGAAGCUGUUCGACUUCUUGGCCGACUGCUUGCGGGAUUUCGUGGAGCAGAACGGCCUGGCGGGCCAGCGGCUUCCGUUGGGCUUCUGUUUCUCUUUCCCGAUCGCGCAUACAGCGCUCGACGCAGCCGUACUUACCGAGUGGGUCGUGAGCUACGACUGUUCGGGAGUGGUGGGCGAGGAUGUCGGCCGCAUGCUCAGGGAGGCGAUACGGAGGUAA
Molecule: messenger RNA, 994 nt
Organism: Rhipicephalus sanguineus (brown dog tick)
Lineage: Eukaryota; Metazoa; Arthropoda; Arachnida; Ixodida; Ixodidae
Product: hexokinase-4
Exons: 1
Coding region: 404-994 (196 amino acids)
Biological process (GO): intracellular glucose homeostasis; glucose 6-phosphate metabolic process; glycolytic process
Cellular component (GO): cytosol; mitochondrion
Molecular function (GO): ATP binding; mannokinase activity; D-glucose binding
Source: RefSeq, a predicted model, not a curated record